Molecule: messenger RNA, 540 nt
Organism: Ipomoea nil (Japanese morning glory)
Lineage: Eukaryota; Viridiplantae; Streptophyta; Magnoliopsida; Solanales; Convolvulaceae
Product: cold-inducible RNA-binding protein
Exons: 5
Coding region: 262-534 (90 amino acids)
Biological process (GO): mRNA splicing, via spliceosome
Cellular component (GO): precatalytic spliceosome; U2-type prespliceosome; U1 snRNP
Molecular function (GO): mRNA binding; U1 snRNA binding
Source: RefSeq, a predicted model, not a curated record
CUCCUUUGAGCACAUAAGUGGUUGCACAUUUGGGAACCGCAAGGUCCGCAACCCUCUUCUGGUUCUCUCGAUCUCUCAAUCUGAAGUGGAGCUUGCGUAAUCGGCUCAGCUUUUUCCAAGGGAUAAUGUUGGACUCACAAGAUGUAUAGGUUCUUUUUUAUGUUUCCCUGUUUCUUUGAUUCUUUGCGCGAUUUGAGAGAGAUGAGAGAUUUCAACGAAUCAGGUAGUGAGUUGUACUGAGGAGAAGUGAGUCUGUAUCUUAUGGCAAAACGAGCUUUGCAGCUAUUCGUGAGUAGAUUGUCAUUUUACACAACAAACAAGGAAUUAAGGAGGUUAUUUUUGCCUUUUGGUGAUAUUAAAGAAGCAAGGCUUGUGAUAGAUCAUAGAACCCAGAGGCCUAAAGGAUUUGGAUUCGUCACCUUUGAAUCAGAAACUGAUGCCCACAAUGCUUUGAAGGCUUUGAAUGGCAAGAUUAUUAAUGGCAGACUAAUUUUUGUUGAAGUUGCUAAGACCACUACACCAGGGGAAAGUUAACCUACU